Molecule: messenger RNA, 2563 nt
Organism: Myotis lucifugus (little brown bat)
Lineage: Eukaryota; Metazoa; Chordata; Mammalia; Chiroptera; Vespertilionidae
Product: CREB-regulated transcription coactivator 3-like
Exons: 5
Biological process (GO): positive regulation of transcription by RNA polymerase II
Cellular component (GO): cytoplasm; nucleus
Molecular function (GO): cAMP response element binding protein binding
Source: RefSeq, a predicted model, not a curated record
AUUUGUUCUCUCCUAGGUCUCCAGAGCUCCCGGAGUAACCCCUCCCUCCAGGCCACACUCAGCAAGACAGCGCUUUCCUCUUCCCUGAACAGCCACCCGCAGACCUCGCCCAGCGCCUCUACGCUUCACCCUUCACUGCGCCUCUUCUCCCUCAGCAACCCCUCUCUCCCCACCACAAACCUGAGCGGCCCCUCUCGGCGCAGGCAGCCUCCCGUCAGCCCUCUCACGCUCUCUCCGGGCCCCGAAGCACAUCAGGGUUUCUGCAGACAGCUCUCUUCCACCAGCCCAAUGAACCCCUAUCCUGCCUCGCAGAUGGUGCCCUCCGAUGGGAGCCCGCUUACCUUCCUGCCCACAGACGCCCAAGCUCAACUGUCCCCACCUCCCCCGUACCCCACACCCCAGGAGCUCCCCCAGCGUCUCCUGCAGCAGCCCCACGCCCCGGAGCCCCCACAGCAGCCACAGGCAGCCCCGUCCCUGCCGCAGCCAGACUUCCAGCUCCUCACAGGCCAGGGCUCGUCUUUGACCAGCUUCUUCCCAGACGUGAGCUUUGACCAGCAGUCCAUGAGGCCGGGCCCAGCUUUUACUCAGCAGGUGCCCCUGGUGCAGCACGGUCCCCAGGAGCCACAGGACUCGUUUCAUUUGAGACCAAACCUGUAUUCCAACUGCGGGAAUUUCCCCAACAGCCUCCUGACAGAGGACUCGAAUUCUGGCCUGUUCAGAGACCUCGGCAGUGAGCUGGAGGGCAUGCCCGAGGUCAGUCUGAACAUGGACACUUCAUUCCCGUUGGAAGAAGAGCUCCAAAUUGAGCCGCUGAGCCUGGAUGGACUCAACAUGUUAAGUGACUCCAGCAUGGGCCUGCUUGACCCCUCUGUUGAAGAGACGUUUCGAGCCGACCGACUGUGAAUGGAAGGGGAUGGGGUGGUCUAAUUUAUAUCUGAACAGCUGAAGUGAAACGGAACAGAACGGAGCCCGCAGCACCCCUGGGCUUUCGUGAUCCCGGGCUUCUGACAUGGAAAGAACCAAUUCCACGGCUCCCAGCUUUGUGAUGAGGUCCCACCUCAUACACAGUGACUCAUCCUGGACCACAGAGCGAGGCCCUGCCUCUCGGGCCUGCGGCGCAGGUGACGCUGUUGCCGGCAGGCUCAUUCGGGACUUCCAACGAGCUGGUCAUCACCGUGACCAUCACCCAGCCGGUCCGUGUGUAAAAGGAAAAAGGUCACGGGCGGAGGCCCAGGAGCACCAAGCAGUGCUCAGACCACUGACCCACGUCAACACUGAGGAGGGACCGGCUGGUGUGGCGGCAGGUAGGGGCCCCAGGCCUCCGGGAGUUGGCUCAGCCUCGAGCGACGGUACCACAGCCCCAGACGACUUCUCUGACCCCGCUGUGAUGGCUGGGCACCUGCCCGCUGGCGGCAGAGCUUUUCAGGGCAGAAUCGAGAGCCGCAGCUCUCAGAUGCCUUAAUUCUAAUAUGAAGAAGAAUUUGCACCAGGAGUCCAAGAGCAGACUCGAGUUGAGCGUGCCGAAUGGUAAUUUGUUUUCUUCCCAUUUAUAAUCUUUCUGCUGCUUCAGUUCGCCUUUUCCUACGGACAAGAGGAAAAGGAAGACGGUUGUAUUCAGUCGCUGAAGGAAAAGCCCCUGGCAGUGGAUGAGCCUGAACGAAGGAGCAGUGCUUCUCGGGGACUAGAAGAAAGAAGGGGCCUGCAGGUGUCUCGCAGACACGUGACGUCCUUCAGGCAAACUCUGGACCAGCUCCAGGUGUGCAGGCCUCUGCGCACAUACCACCUGGAGAGGACGGCCGAGGUCUGACGCAGACGCGGCCAGCCGCUGAGCAGCAGCAGAGCGAAGCUCUUGUCUGUGGACCUGGAGUGUUCAUGGAACUCCACUGGACCCUCAGCUCCUUGGGGGCAGGCAGGGACUGUGCCUUAUUCACCAUUGAACCCUCAGUACCAACAAGUGCCUGGCACUGAGCAGGUGCUGUAUAACUGCGUGCUGAAUGUAUGAAUGAAUGAAUGAAUGAAUGCAGGAAUGAAUGCAUCUGCCUGCUGUAAGGCAGUCUAAUCUCUACUGUCCCUGUUCCUCGCCAGAUCUUCUCAGAGCUUUAGCUUUUCGGACACUUGUGCCUGUGGUUAAGUCAAGCGUGCACUUUAAUAUGCCCUUAACACUAGGUGAACAAACCCACCGUCAGAGCAAACCCUCCUCGAGGUUGAGCUCCAAGCAGGUAGGUGCAGACCGACUUCUGAGCACAACCCCGUGGCCGAGCGAGCUGAGGCCGCCCAAUGCUGGGCCUCGGGGGUCCACAGGCCUCCCCUCAAAAGUUCUUCCCUCUCAGAUCCAUGUUUUGCUCUUAAUUGCUUUAAAAUUGAGCUUCGGUCUUUGAAGUUGAAGGAAUUCUGUAGUAAAAUGAAGACCUACUUCAUGAAACCAUCAUUAGUCAUUGACACCUUAGCACAGUGGUUCCCAAACUUAUUUGGCCUACCGCCCCCUUUCCAGAAAAAAUAUUACUCAGCGCCCCCUGGAAAUUAAUUUUUUUUAAAUUUUAAUAGCAAUUAAACAGAAAGAUAU